This is a messenger RNA of Laccaria bicolor S238N-H82, 1299 nucleotides long. RefSeq lists its product as uncharacterized. NCBI's taxonomy places the organism in Eukaryota, Fungi, Basidiomycota, Agaricomycetes, Agaricales, Hydnangiaceae. The transcript is spliced from 5 exons. The record is from RefSeq and is a predicted model, not a curated record. The coding region runs from base 1 to 1299 and encodes 432 amino acids.
AUGGAUCUUGAUAGCCAAUCAUCAGCGGAAGACUCCGACGACACAGACGAUAAUUUCAUACCACCUAAAGAAUCUACGACCCGCCUUCGAUUAUUCCCUAACAUUGAACAGGUAUACAACCCCCGGCAUACGGGCGAAUAUGACAAGCAAGAAACAGUGGAAGACGAUAUACCUAUACCGUUCCUGAACGCUUGCGGCAACGUUGCAACGAAUCCUGCCAAGGAAUUACUACGUGGCGGUCAAAGACGGACCAAGGGGAUGCGCAUGGAAACAAUAUUCGCCGGGUUCAAGGAAAGGCUCAUUGCUCAUCCGAUAUCGGACAUCGGCAGUCAACAGCAUGCGUGUCUUCAGAGACUGAUGGAGAAGUUCAACUUAUUUCAAUGCCAAGCUGAAAUAGGAAUUUAUGCGAACCAGAACACAGAAAAUCAGCAUCCACCUUUCCAGGAUGUCAGUGACCCCGAGCCCUUGACGUCCAAUCAGACAAGCCCAAAUACAUCAAAUGUCCACGUACCAACAGAAAAGACGGCAGCAGAAGAAGGAAUGGCUAUCUUUUGUGCAUACAUGCGUCUUCUUAUGCCCUUGGCCAAUGGACGUGAUACGACCGUCUCAGAUCCAACGGUGGAAAUUGUGUCAUCAAACCUGGACUUUUUACUGCCCUUCCAUCAAUGUGCACUGACUAUGCAAAAAGCGAUGGAAACCAUAUACUCCGAACCUCGGCAACUUCUCACCCAAGCAGGUUUGUUCAACGCUAUAGCGUUUUGUGCUGUAUUUUACGGUUCUGAAUACGCAAAACAAUCGCUUCAUUUCUUUGACUUGUUGAAUGAGUGGGCAGAGUACCAUGCGUCUGUCGAACAAGAAAAAGGCACCACUGAUACGGUGGAAUACAAGAGGCAAGUGAGAGAACGAAGGGAGGCCAAGGCUAGGCAAAAGAAAGACGUUGCUUCUGAAAUGUCGGAGAGACAAAAGCGUCUCCACACUGGUCCUACCGAACGGGGAUCUCAUGCUGGCUGGUGCAUAUCCGAUGCCGUCUGCAUAGGAAUGGGGCUACCUUGUAGCAAAACUGAAACUAGGAGGAGAAAGGGCACUUUUGAAACUCGGCAUUCCGUUGUACUCCAAUGCCAACGCGAUUCAAAGGCAUUUGUGGAUCUGGAUAGACACAUGUUGAAGGACCUCACAAAAGACGAACACAAGGCGAUCAAGUACAACAUUAUAACUCUGGAGCAUAGUCUCUAUUCCGGCCGGAAUCAACAGGAAUCCAACUGGAAUCAACAGAAAUUGAACACUAGGACUUCUGGUUAA